AUGGACAAGGUUCUGGAUACCGUCGGCGCAAUGCCGUAUGAAGACAGACAUGCCACUGGACACGAACUGGAUACAAUGUUGCUGUCAUGCACCUUCAAUGCAAAGCACUGCUCACCAGAGAACUUUACAAUGUUCUACAACUACCGCUAUGGUAAUUGUUUUACUUUCAACUCUGGACGAGAGAGCACACCCAAACUGAAUGUCACUAAAUCUGGACCAAACUAUGGUCUGUCGAUGGAGCUGUUAAUUGAGCAACAUCAGUACAUACCGGAUUUGGAGAAUGGUGCUGGGGUUCGGAUCAGCAUCCACAACCAAUCUAGCAUGCCAUUCCCCGAGGACAAAGGAACAAACAUUUCACCAGGGCGGGAAACAUUCAUUGGAGUUCAUAAAAGUUUUGUACAGAGGCUACCAUCUCCUUACGGUGACUGCCAGCGUGUCUUCGAGGAGAGAAAUAUCUUUAAAACUGAAUUUAAUCACAUCCAUUAUACCCAGAAGGCUUGUCUAAAAGACUGCUACUUCAAAGAGGUUUUGGAGAAAUGUCAUUGUGCCGAUGUGAGAUAUCGAUACGACGAUAGUUUACUUGCUUGUAACACUACGGUAAAUGGAAUGUGCAUCGAAAGUAUUGAAACAAGUUACGCAGAUGGAACUUUGAACUGCUCUUAUUGUCAAAUGGAGUGCAGUGAGGUGAUAUUUGAUAAAGUUGUCAGCAGUUCUGUAUGGCCCAGCCGUUUAUAUAAGGACACACUGACUUGGAAAAUAUGGGACCGAAUGAAUAGUUCACGCAGCCUUAUUGAAAAAGAAGACAAAUUCGUGGAAGAUAACUUACUUCGAGUGAACGUGUACUUCGAUCAACUUGAAUAUGAGGAUAUUAACCAAGGCCCAGCAUAUGAUGUUACUUCACUGCUGGGCGAUCUGGGUGGCAACGUUGGAUUGUGGAUCGGUGUUUCUGUGUUGACAAUGUUUGAGUUCCUGGAGCUCGUUCUGGAUAUUGCUUAUCUGGCGUACCAUGGCUGCCGUAUGGUCAGUGAAAAGAGUGUAGUAAUCUAAGUAGUUGAGCGAGACGUUGUCUUCAGCCGACGCCAUCUCGGGAAACUCUGAUGGCCGCCUUCAACGCACCCCAAUCAAAUAUAAUAUCGAACUGUGAAAGUUUUGGUUCGUCGCUUUGCUUCCAGAGAAAGACGCCAUGGCUAAUCACUACACCAACCCACGCUGGGGCAUGUAUAACGGGUUGCACACCUAUAUUCCGACACCCCUAUGUUCCGACACCCCUUUGUUCCGACAAUUCAGCCUAUAUUCCGACUACCCUAUGUUCCGACAGCCCAAUA
Molecule: messenger RNA, 1325 nt
Organism: Asterias rubens (European starfish)
Lineage: Eukaryota; Metazoa; Echinodermata; Asteroidea; Forcipulatida; Asteriidae
Product: acid-sensing ion channel 1-like
Exons: 10
Coding region: 1-1047 (348 amino acids)
Biological process (GO): sodium ion transmembrane transport
Cellular component (GO): membrane
Molecular function (GO): ligand-gated sodium channel activity
Source: RefSeq, a predicted model, not a curated record